Messenger RNA from Harpegnathos saltator (Jerdon's jumping ant), 768 nucleotides. RefSeq names its product Prenyl-binding protein (gene PrBP). The record is from RefSeq and is a predicted model, not a curated record. Gene Ontology annotation, biological process: sensory perception of light stimulus. Gene Ontology annotation, cellular component: cytoplasm. Lineage: Eukaryota; Metazoa; Arthropoda; Insecta; Hymenoptera; Formicidae. The transcript is spliced from 4 exons. Bases 244 to 663 code for a protein of 139 amino acids.
UUUAAAUAUUGAUUCAAUUUCGGUUCCACCUGGAACCUAACGUUUAAUAAUUUAUAGGUUAAGUUAACCAGGAAAUAGUUUAAACCGGUAUUCACAGUUAGAUUUUAUAUUUAAGAUCGUCUCGAGUUUAUUUCAGGUGCUCCGUAGCCAGUGAAACAAUCUGUGCAAUGUCUGAGUAAACUUAAGACAAACUUUAAUAUAAGAUUUGGUUUGGUGAACACCGGCGCUGUGAUCCACUCGACAAUGUCGACAUUAAACGUUAAUUGGAUGAAUUUGCGAGAUGCUGACAAUGGGAAAAUUCUUUGGCAGGGUAACGAAGACUUAUCUGUACCUGACAUGGAGCAUGAGGCACGUGUACCAAAAAAGAUUCUACGUUGUCGAGCGAUAUCAAGGGAGAUAAACUUCAGCUCUGCAGAGCCGAUGGAAAGGUUUCGUCUAGAACAAAAAGUGUUAUUCAAGGGCCGUUGCUUAGAGGAAUGGUUUUUCGAGUUUGGAUUUGUCAUACCAAACAGCACUAACACAUGGCAGAGUUUGAUCCAAGCUGCACCGGAAAGUCAAAUGAUGCCAGCUAAUGUACUAAAUGGCAACGUUGUGAUAGAAACAAAAUUCUUCGACGACGAUCUCUUAGUGUCUACCAGUCGAGUCCGUCUCUUCUACGUUUAAGGCGUCUAAUUUCCAAAUGGUCCUCAUAUUUAUGUAUACAUAUAUGUCUGUAUAUAACGGGACCAAUCACAGUCUAAGCAAAAGUCUAUGUACAAAAUGAGAGAA